AAUUUCAAAACAGGCGUCUUCUAUCUUCUUCCUCCUUCCGAUAUCGCAUUCCCUGAGAAAUCUAGGGUUUUCGUUCAUUGCCAAUGGAUUUAGGGUUCUACAUCUUCAAAUUCCCACAUCCCUAGGGUUUUCCAUUUCCAAAUUCCUCCACCCAAAUCCAUGGAUUCAAAAGCGUCUGCCAAAUCCAAGAGAGCUCACUCUCUACGCGGCAACAACAAAAAGUCUCCUCACUCAAAUCCAAACCCUGGAAACCUUCCCCAAUCAGCUCCAAACUCUAACAAGAAUCAAAGCAGAGAGAAUAAUCGUCGAUCUCACGCGGCUCCUGCUCUCCCCUCUAAUUGGGAUCGGUACCACGAGGACGGAAUCGAUUCCAAUACGGAAGAUCCUUCCGUCGACGUCGACCACACCGGACGAGCCGACAUCGUCGCGCCGAAAAGCAAAGGGGCUGAUUUCGCAGAAUUGAUUUCUCAGGCUCAGACCGAUGCACGGGCCCGUACUAACCCUAAUCCGGAGAGUUUCGUCUCGUUCGAUGAUGUUUUGCCUGACCUAAAUCAGGGAGUAAGCGCUAUGCUUUCUGUCAGGGGAAAGUGCCUUUUGUCAUGGUGUGGAGAUGAUAAUUUCAUUGUGGAUGACAAUGCAACAUCAAGUUAUGAGGCAUCAUUUCUCUCCAUGGAUCUGCAUGCUCUUGCUGCACAACUUGAGAAAAUAGAUGUUUCAGAAAGGCUAUUUAUUGAAGUAGAUCUAUUACCUGCAGAGCUGCAUGUUGAUGUAUCGAAAGAAAGCAGCAGUCAGGGAUAUGGUGUAGCUACGUUAGGUGCUAAUGCAGGAUGCUCUGAUGAUGAAAAGACUCUGAAUUAUAGGGAUGAGGUAAUGCCUUCUACAGAUGCCAGUAUUGCUAGUUCACAAGCUGUUGGAGGUCAUGACACCAUACAGAGAGCCAACAAAAGUGCAUCAUUUCUGACCACCUCUGAGGAAGGGGCCAAACCAGAUCCCUUAAAUCAGAGAGGAUUUGUGGAGUCUACACCACAGUUCAAUCUUUAUUCUGCAGCAGACUCGAAGGAGAAAACCUCAAGAUUUCAGGCAGCAGCAGCUGAAGCGGAGCUCGAUAUGCUCCUCAAUUCUUUUGGUGAAACGACACCGCUCGACUCAAUUAGCAUAGAUGAGAAGAAGCCUAACAAGGCAGAAGCAGCUGUGGUGGAGCUCGAUAUGUUUCUCAAUUCUUUUAGUGAAACAAUGCCACUCGACUCAGUUAGCAUAGACAAGAAGAAGCCUGGUAAUGAUUUCCCUGCUGUGGAAUGUGAAGAACCUGAUGCCUCCAGACAUGUAUCAAUGGCUGUUUCUCUCGAUGAUGCGAUCGAUGACUUGCUUGGGGAAACGUCCAUCACAGGUAACCAAAAGAAUGGACCAUUACUGGGACAAGAAAGAGGAGCCCCGGUUAAUCUCCCUUCUCAUUCUUCAUCAAAUUCUGUUUCAAAGGCCUUGGAUGAUUUUGAUUCAUGGUUGGAUACACUUUGAAUGAAUCUGUAUGUACUUGUAAUUUGGCCAA
Magnolia sinica is the source of this 1546-nucleotide messenger RNA. RefSeq names its product protein ECERIFERUM 16. The transcript has 4 exons. NCBI's taxonomy places the organism in Eukaryota, Viridiplantae, Streptophyta, Magnoliopsida, Magnoliales, Magnoliaceae. The record is from RefSeq and is a predicted model, not a curated record. Bases 160 to 1515 code for a protein of 451 amino acids.